Rhineura floridana is the source of this 2263-nucleotide messenger RNA. RefSeq lists its product as uncharacterized. The record is from RefSeq and is a predicted model, not a curated record. The coding region runs from base 337 to 981 and encodes 214 amino acids. The transcript is spliced from 2 exons. NCBI's taxonomy places the organism in Eukaryota, Metazoa, Chordata, Lepidosauria, Squamata, Rhineuridae.
CCCAGAGCAGGGGGGAGAUGCCCACCCCCAGCGGCGGAGGGGGCAAGGAGUGGGGAGGGGCCACCAUGGGCGGCCAUAUUAGCCAGGUUGGAAGCCCUAGAACAUGGCUCAAGCCACCCUAAUGCACCCCGGGACCAACCUGUGACAGGGAAGAAGAAAGACCCACCACCCAAACGGUCUCGGGGGAAAACACAGCGGCCAGUGAACAGUGCUGAUGCAGGGGCUGUUGCUUCCAUCUUAGCGCGACUGGAUGUGCUGGAGGCCGGGCUCAGGGCUGAGGCGAGGACGCCCAGCAUAGAGCCAGGCGCAACUCCCACCCUGCAAGCAGCCCCAACAAUGCAGCCCGCACAAGGACCUUCGGCGGAAAGCACACAGGAUCGCUGGACAAGAUCGGAGCAGCCACGCAUCCUCCUAUGUGGCCACAGUAUGAUGUUCUGGGCAGGCCGCAGGGCGGCGAAGUCUCGCUUCGGCACGCAGCUGGGGCUCAGUCAAUGGGCCGCAGUGCGGUGGCUGGGACGUCGGGGGAUGCGUUGGGAUGGGCUCCUGCCAGCCUUGUUUCAACCGGCUGUGGAAGUGGCAGCGCCCCAGGUGCUGGUGAUCCACCUCGGGGGCAACGACUUGGGUCUGUUAAAGGGCAAGGCCCUAAUUGAACAGGCAUGCGGUGACCUCCGGGCCAUUGCACGUCGCUGGCCGGGGGUGCACUUAGUGUGGUCAGACAUCCUGCCGCGCAGGAGGUGGAAUUGUGCCGGUGACCCACGAGGGAUGGACAGGGCACGGAAAAAGGUGAACAGGCAAAUUCAGAGGGCCCUUAGGGACUUAGGAGGUUCUGUCAUCCACCACCCAGAGGUGGGCCACAACAAGCUUGAGCUGUUUCGGCCUGACGGCGUCCAUUUGACGGACAAGGGCAACGACAUCUUUCUAAGGGACCUGCAGAAGGGUUUACACCAGAUUCUUAUCGGGUGUGGGGUAAAGGGGGACUAAGCAGAGGCUUGUCCCCCUUCUGUGGCGAAGAAGUGCGGGGAAAGGUUAAAGGGAAAGGGCAGCUAGGUGACACCUUUAGGCACCUUUGGGGGUGACAGGCGGUCCGGAGGCCUGCAGCUCAGGGCUACACGGCCCGGGGACAGGGUACGGGCCGCCUUUGGGGCCAACGUGCCUCAUCCGCUCAGAGUUUCAGGGCUCCGAGGGGCGGUGAUGCGGGUUGGACCCCCUACACAUCUUCAGGGUGUGGCUGGAGCUGGGGGGCUGGCACAGGGCAGCCCCAGGCUCAGGCAGGGCAUGAUCGCCCGAUAGCUGCUAACAGGCUUUGCCUGGAUCUCCAGAACGCCCCGCCCUUAAUCUCCCUUCUGCAGGUUCAUUAUUCAAUUGAUUCUGUUUAAAUAAAGUGGCCCAUCAUUUACCCAAGCAAUGGUGUCUGUGUUUUAUUUCGGCAAUAGGCCGCAAUCCCGUUCCGUGCCUGGGACCUACCGGGCAGAGGGACGAGCUUGCGGCCGCUGUCGAUGUCCCGGCCGCCAUCUUGGAUGGGAUGCGUGCACACACGGCGCGCUGGCGCGCCGUCGUGUGACGCGGCAGGGAGGCGGGGCGGCUGAAGGCUAUUUAAGGCCGCCCCGCCUGCUUCCCGCCAUCCAGUUCAAAUUUCGGCGGCACCCGCCCGACCCUCCCUCUGCUGCAGUGUGAUCCAUUUGGUCGCUACGGGGCCGACUAGGAAUUUUUGGCCUGCCUGCCUCGCUUUGCUGGCAGGUUUCUUUUGCCUACUCCACACUGUGGUUGGGGGGAGGGGUCAAGGGUUAGCACGGGUGCCCCUGGGGUCAAUAGGCUGAUUGGGCUGUUUAGUUUGUAUUGUUAACGGUCACUUUGGGAUGCAAGCGAAGAAGUGCGGGGAAAGGUUAAAGGGAAAGGGCAGCUAGGUGACACCUUUAGGCACCUUUGGGGGUGACAGGCGGUCCGGAGGCCUGCAGCUCAGGGCUACACGGCCCGGGGACAGGGUACGGGCCGCCUUUGGGGCCAACGUGCCUCAUCCGCUCAGAGUUUCAGGGCUCCGAGGGGCGGUGAUGCGGGUUGGACCCCCUACACAUCUUCAGGGUGUGGCUGGAGCUGGGGGGCUGGCACAGGGCAGCCCCAGGCUCAGGCAGGGCAUGAUCGCCCGAUAGCUGCUAACAGGCUUUGCCUGGAUCUCCAGAACGCCCCGCCCUUAAUCUCCCUUCUGCAGGUUCAUUAUUCAAUUGAUUCUGUUUAAAUAAAGUGGCCCAUCAUUUACCCAAGCAAU